Molecule: messenger RNA, 624 nt
Organism: Durotheca rogersii
Lineage: Eukaryota; Fungi; Ascomycota; Sordariomycetes; Xylariales; Xylariaceae
Exons: 1
Coding region: 1-624 (207 amino acids)
Source: RefSeq, a predicted model, not a curated record
AUGACCACAUCCUCCCUCUUCCACGCCCUCCUCCUCCUCGCGGCCGCCGGCGCCUCUGCCGCGGCGACCCUGCGGCCUCGACAGGGCGGCGACGAGUGCUGCUUCCAGCUAGCGUCGGUGGGGACGGUCAACGAGACGGUGGUGGAGAGCCACGUGGGCUCGCUGCUGCUGGGCGGGCCGUUCCAGCAGGGCGGGUUCUGCCUGGACGGGGCGGCGGGGACGGUGCGCGACGGGCUCGGCCACGGCUGCUUCAUGCGCGCGCCGGCCUACCAGUUCGCGUGCUGGGCCGCCGGCGCCGUGGGCCCGAACGCCUUCGCCGUGUCGCGCGCCGGCCCCGGCGGCCGCCCGCAUCUCGCGUACGACGGCCGCCCCGGCGUCUUCCUCGCCUGCCCCGUCCGCUCCAGCGCCCCCCCGUCCUACGACAUCUACUCCGCCGACAAGCCCGACGCCGCCGGCUGCCUCGCCGUCGCGCUCGCCCUCGUCGACGAGACCCCCGCCUGCGCCGCCGCCGCCGCGAGCAAUGCCGAGGCCCCGUCUUCGUCUUCCGUCGCAAUAUCAGCUCGCCCUGCGCCGACGCCGCCGCUGCCCCGCCGUCGGCGCGCCCAGGACCCCGCGAGGACGUGA